CUUUGGAUAGAUUUAAAUCCCAAUAAUCCUAUCCCAUUUUGGCUUUGUUGAUGCGCAUUGCGCAUGCGCACUAAAAGAAAGAAAAUGGCUAUGUUUUACUUGGGUUAUAAUAAUUUUAUGGCUUCUUAUUUGACAAAGUUCCAUUGAUAACUGAUUAUAUAUGGGUAUUUCGCCAUACAGUGAUCAUCACAUUCUUGAUGAGGAGCAGUGAAGAAUGGCGACUCCUGACAGAGAAAUAAAUAUAAACGUUCAACUUUUCAAAGAGUUGAGUGACAAAUAUCCGAAAAUACCAAAGGAGAUUGUUUCUACCCAUUUAAGAAUGACUGGUAAUGACAGAAAUCAGUGUUUACAGAUUCUACACGAUUUAAGUCAACAAUAUUUAUAUUCAGGAGGCCAUCAAGCAAAUGUUUCUGGAGGAUUUGGUAAAGUAAACAUUAAUAAGAGCUCAGAAUCCAAGCCUUCAGUUUGUAUAAGUAAUCAGAAUACAGAUAGUUUUGGAUCUUGGAUUGCAAAUACCGGGACAUUGAAUACUGGUCAACAUACUCAAACGGCUGCAUUCACUGCCCCAGUUGUUCCUGGAGACUUUGAUCCCUUUGUGGAUGCUAGCAAUAAGCCUAGUUCAAUUCCAAAUAUAAACUGUACAGUGCAUAGGUCAGAAAGUUCACCGAGUGUGUCGCAAACUGUUAAAAAGUUUGAAGUGGGUUCUGGAUCUAGUAAUACUACAAGUCCAGUGACUGGUAAAAGGCCAGUGCCAGUUAUUCACUGUGCCCCUUCUAAACCUAGUGAUAUUGGUCCAGGUGCUCUAAUAACCAGUAGUACUUCUUAUCAGAUUCAUACAAAAGUAAAUAGCGGUGGUACAUGUACUGUUGUGGACCCUUUACACUCUAAAAAGUAUCAUAUUCAACAAGAAACCGGUCAAACGUCUAUGAACAGUUCUCCCAAUAAAAUACAUUCUUCACAGGCUAAAAUAAUGAUCAACCAACCCAAUAAUGGACAUCAUAAUCCAGAGACAUCUUAUGUGCGGAAAAAUCAGUAUCCACCUUCAGUUUAUAGCAAACCCUUAUUUGUGCAAAUAAAGAGUUCUGGACCAGAAGGCUCAGAGACUCACCUUAAGUAUAAUUAUUCUCCUAAUGUUCCUGAGAAUCAACUUCCGUCUUAUGUUAGCCCAAAUGUAGUAAGUGCCCAAAAUCGAUAUCCACCAAACCAAUAUCCCCCAACUCCGAGCUUACAUGUUGCACCUGUAAAUCAAACUAGUAUAAGUCCAAACUCAAGCCCUUAUAUUUCUUACCCUACCAGUGCUGGUAUAAAUCCACACUUAAGUAGCCGGACUAAUAGUGUAGAAUCCGAACAUAAUGUAUUUGUGGCACACGGAGAAAUGGUUCACCCAAUGGGUUAUGCAAUGUCACCAGCUUCUAGUCAUAGCAGCCUUAGUUCAGAAUCCUCAGCGCAUAUACCAAAUCCAAGACCUAGUUCUGGCAGUUCGCAAGAAGAUAAGGAAUAUGUUAGAGCUUUACUAUAUCAUCAAAGGCAACGAUUAGAAAAUUUAAAGCGUGAUUAUAAUGAAACUAAAAAAGAAACUGAGAAACUAAGACAUGGUGUAGCUCAAAUGGAAAAGAAUAUGUUAGAAAACAGUAAUAGAAGAAAUAGUUUUCCUACGAUUGAGGAUGUAACUAAACUACGAGAGGAAAAUAGACGUUUACAAACAGAUAUACAAUGUAUGGGUAAUGAAGUGGACACGAAAAAGAAUGGGCAAGGUCCAUUUAGUAUAAUUGAUCCAAUAGAUCAGCAGAACUUCUUUAAAAAUAUGCCAACAGGUCCAUCAGGCCCCAUAGGUAGUCGACCGCCUCGUCCACCAGUUCCUCCUCCUCCUCACAUUUCUACACCUCCUGGUAAUAUAGAUAUCAAUCAAGUACCACCGGUGCCACCUCGUCAACCCUCUGCUGGUUCAGGGGAUUCAGAAGAAGGAGAACAAUGGAACUGUUCAGCUUGUACUUUCCUAAAUCAUCCAGCACUGAAUAAGUGUGAAUGCUGUGAAAUGCCUAGGAUAGGUUCUUGAUGUUGUGGCUGUUUGCACUUGAUCUGCCUAGGGUGGCCUGGUUACCUAACAUCCUUAUCAAGGUGUGCAUGGUACUACCCUUCCAAAACUGGCAUGCUUGUUAUCUUUAUUUCAUUUAAAUAUACAUCAGUGUAGGGACGAGGAUAGAAUUUAAGAAAAAUAGUUGAUACAAAAUGAUGGAAUUAAGAAUCAAUUUUUAUAAAAUUGUUAAUUUUUUUCAUGUAUAUUUUUUAUCAGUGAUUGUCAUCUUUUGUUAUUCAUAUUUUUGAAGAUUUUCAUAUUUUUGAUCAAUUAAUUGCUUUGAUUUCGUACACUUGUGUAGUAAUUGUGUGAUAAUGUCAUUGAUCUCAUAUAACAUGUUGUCACACUCCAUCAAAUAAUACCAUUUCCCCUAGUUUACUACUCUGUGAAUUCUUUCCAAUAAAAGUUAGCCUAUAUUCUAAAUUUUAUUGAUGAAAUUUUGUUAACAAGUAUAUUAUGUAGAUCACCAUGGUGUUAGUUUAAAUAGUAGAAACCUCAGCUUUGGUAAUGGAUCAUUGUGGAAAGGCUUAUUAGAUUCAAUUACUGUAAGACAUGAAUUCAUUGUUUGCAUGAAAUUAUCGCAAAAAAUUUGCCCAUGAACUGAGAUUGCAUUAAUUUCAUGACACAUAACCUAUUGCAAUUUAAUAUUUGGCAUAAUUUUCAUGACACAGGUUAGUCCACCAUAGACCUUUAAUUUUAUAGCACAAUAACUUCAUGUAUUACAGUAUUAUUUUUCAUGAUCAAGUAUUAUUACAAUCAUAUACAUGUAUUGGGAUUCUUUCUGAGUUAUAAAAUUAUAUUAAGAUACAUUAGAUGAAUGAUGCUUAAAAGCAUGAAUAAUAAUUACGUAAAUAUAUAUAGCAUGGAUAUUUGUGCAUAUUGGUACAUCCAGGUCAUAUCUAAAUGUUGAUGCAUUAUUUCCAUGCUCCUAUUAAACUACCUGUAUCAUGAAUGUUACAAUAUUCAUUCCAUCCUAAAUGCAGUAAUAUGUAAAAAGAAAGUGCCUUGAUAAAAGUUCAUACAACAGCAUUUUCGAAAGCCAAUCAUCAGACAUUAAUGAUGUGACAAAAUUAUUUGGUUAAUGAUUUCAGAUGGGAUAUCCACAUGUAGUAUAAAAUGGUUGUAAUACCCUGUAGCUGAAUGUACAAAUCUAUGAAUUAUGUUUAUUAUUAGAAUUUUAAGAUAUUGCCUUGGGUAAAAUGACUGUCAAAACUUUAAGUACCUUGUCAAAACAAGAUAUAAUUGUGCAUGCAUGUGGUUCAUUUUUUUCUUUACCAGGAAUAUAGAAAUAAAGGAAUAAUCAGACCUUUUGCUAAACAUCAGUGAAAAUUUACCAGAAAAGGAUUGUUUGAAUUUUAACUCUUAAGUACUUGAUGUAUAUUUAAUCUGAAUUAUUAGAAUGAUAUAGCAGAUAUAUUUCAUAUAGAAAUUUCGUUGUAAACAGUUAAAGAUAAAUUAAUAGUUAUCUGUUCAAAAUGGGUUUUACUUUUUUUGCUCAAUGCAAAAUAUACACAUACACUGUUUUCUAGAAUAUAUUGUAUAGUUUAUUUGUAAUAUAUUAAUUGAUUAUUAAUUAUGUAUAAUAAUAAGCAUCAUAGGCUGUGUUUUGUUUUAAUUGUGUUAGUGCCAAAGUAGGGUUCUGUUCAGAAAGAUAAGUAAUGAGGUAGAUAAUUACAUAAUUUCUUAAUAGAAAAAUGUUGUUUAAUCAGAUGGACAUAUCAAAUACACACUCUUUUAUUAUUAACUUUCAUUCAUUCAGAUAUUUAAAAAAAAAAUGGAUCUUUUCUACCAUAAAUUUCGUAAACACUUGAAAAAAGUGUUGCUUUGACUUUCUAAUGUUCUUGCAGUUGUACACAGUUUCUGAUGCUCUCAUGUAGGGAUAUAUUAUUCAUACAUCCACUUCCUAAUUCUUUUUUUUAUAUCUGAUUUUUUCUAACUGAACAUUCGAAACCAAGAUAAUGCUACAUUUAUAGAGGCAUUAUAUAAUAAGAGCUAAAUCUGCCUAUUGAAGAUCGUUUUCAAAUUUUAUUUAAAGAUACAUUAUGGGACAUUAGAUAAAGAGCUGGCAGUUCUCACAAUAAUAGUUAAAAACUAGAUAAUGUGAAGGGAAUUUGCUGAAAAUUUUAGUCAAAAUUGAUCCACUCUGGACCAAGAUUUUACCGAUUGAAUUUUCAGUCUAGCCUUGAUCAUCAUUACUAAAGACGGUAUAAUACAAACCAUAGUCUCGAUUAUCCAUUUCAUGAUUAAAUCAUGAAUGUAAGUUUAGCAGCAAAUCGGUUCCUAAUUCAAUAAAUAUUGCAAGCUGGCGUUGACAUCGAAGAGUUAAUUAUGGUCUGGAUAAGUUAAUUAAUGUCUAAUUAAUAAUUUAGAUAACAUUUCAGGCCUAAAAAAAGAUCUGCAAUAGGCAGAUUUAGCUCUUGCAUAAUUUAUGUUUAAGUUAUUAUUUAGACGUUUAUUCACAUGACAAGCCCAUAACCAACACUCUAGACUAUCGGAUGGCUGAGAUAUUGAAAUUUUAAAUGGAUACCGAUAAUCAAGACUUUGUUUAUUAUCAAAGCAAUGGUGUUUGACAAUCAAGACUAUUUAACUUAUAUCGUGUCAAAACUUCAAACUCUCAUAACUUUUGCUCAGAAAAAAGUAAUUUGACUGAAUUUUCAAUAUAUUCAUUUCUUAUGAUCUAUUUUUGAACUAUAGCAAGAAUGACCAGCUCUUUAUCUAAAUCUUGCAUAAUGCUUCCUUAAAUGGCACUUAUAAUUUUUAGUAAAAAUCUGUCCAUUGUUUCAGUUCAGACUAGUCUAAAACAAAAGAUUUACCACACUUAGCUUGUCAGUUGAGAUGCCCUGAUGAUCAGUCUGAAAUUGGAUUUGUGUACUUUAUUUUCUGUAAAAACUAUUUAUUACUACACCCAUCUCAUGAAACAGGAGUUGAUAUUUUUGUUGCACUUAAAAGUAACACUCAUUAGUUGAAUUUUGUUGGUUAAUUUUCAUUAGAUACUGUAGUUAGAAUUAGUCUUUAAUAAUUAUUAAAGUGUAGAGAAACCAAUAGAUAACAUUAUUGUACAGACCGACCACAAAGUCUUGUCUUUCCAGGAUUGUGCUUCUACUUAAAAUUAUAUUAUGACCAUGUAAUUGUUACCUCUACUUUUGCAGUGAAAUUUAGAUUGCUAAUCUGAGCAAAUUUCUGAUUACCCUUAUUAUGGUUUUAUGUUGCUUUGUGCAGUAUGGUGAUCCUGGGUUCAGACAAAGUGGAAUAUUCAAUUUAAAUAUGAUAUGUAUAAAACUCGAGUUAUAUUGCUUAAACCUAUAAUAUAUCAUCCUGUACUGACAAGACUUUUGGGAAAGCCUGUACAUUUUAAAUUUAUAUUUAUUUAAAUUAUAAACUAGUGUUAUUUAUUUUCUGUAUGUGUGAGAAUUUGAUAAUAUACUGGUAGUUUUAACCAGGUUGUUGAAGAGUUAGCGGAAACAUUAAAAUUUAUUUAAAUCCUUGUUUAAAGUUAACGUACACCUUAUAUAAAUAUACAUGUCUCAAUAUUUAAAAAGUUACCUUUUGAAAUAUAACAAUUAUUUAAUGAACUAAAUAAAGGUCAUUCAAAAAGAUGAUUGUUUAAGAACUGUUGAUUAGAUACAAAAGCUGUUAAACUUCUGCUUUAAUAAAUUAAAGCUUGGUCACCAUACAAAAAACUACCAUUUAAGUUAUGAAGACAAAGAUUUUUAAAAAAUAUCUGUUUUAUUCUUUAUGCUCAGUAUUAGUAAGUCUUGAAAGUAGUAUGAGCUUUCUUUUCAUUGAUGGUAAAUUGAAACAGGUUAAAUUAUGGUUUUUUUUAUGGUGCCGUUUCUGGGCAUAUACAGAAUUUGCAUUUGGGGUGACUUAUUAUGUAGAUAUAAUUUUGUUUAAACAAUUUCAUAGAAUAGGCUACUUUUAUAGUUAUAGAACUGUUAGCAGAAAUUAUUGUUUAUUUGUAAAGUGUAAAGAAGAUAUAUGUGCAAUAUAAGAUUUAAGAACUUAUUGAUUGAUCACAUAUGGUAUGCAAACAGAAGGUUUUAUAUCGCAUUCAUUAUAAAAAAUAAAAGAAAAAUAUUUCCAUUUCAUCAUUAGAACUUUCAUUAGGGUAAUAUUUUUAUUCUCGAAAUUUUUUAAAUUAAAACAUUUAACAUGUCUAAUUAUAAUAUUAUCAGUAUUACUAACCUUUGUCUCUAACAAUUUUUAGAAAUUGGCUAACUGAAAAUUCAAUCUCUACCAUGACUAUAGAACAUUUUGAAUACUAUACAUUCAAUUUUUCCAAUGAAUGUAAAGGACAAGUAAUUGAAAUUGAAGUUCAUUGAAGUUAUCUUAAAGAAAAAAUGUUUCUUCUAAGUCAUAAAAAAAUGAGUUUGACUUUCAAUUUGGCUUGUGUGUUAAUUAUGUUUUAGUUUUGAACUGCAAUAUUUUAUUAGGGGAUUAUAAAAAUAAGAAAACCAAAAUAAUUAAUUACUUAUACCUAUAUCACUUAUUAUUUAGUAGUCAAUGUUGAUUUGACAAUGGGUAUCUUUCCUUACAUUUCUCUUAAUCUCACCUCUGUUUCUUAUACUGCUGGAUCAUGUAUAUUUGGGUGUAGUAAAAUUAGAGGUAUAUUGUUCAAUAUAGCUCUGAAUAAAAUUUGUUAAAAUUAUUUAUAUAACCAUUUUGUAGAUCUUUUUCUCUGUAAUAUCUGCCUUUUUACUAAUCAUUCAAUAACUUGUUUUUAAUCGAGUGUGAUUUGUUACUGCUAAUUUGUUAUAAAGAGUGUAUAAACUCAUCCUAUACUGUUAUUAAUAUAGAAUUAUAUAUAACUUGUAUAUAUAUAUUUAUAUAUAUGAUUGACAUUAUACAUAUAAUAAUGUAUGUGAUUUUGAAAUGUGUGGUUCUUGGACAGAAAUAUUGUUUCAUGACUGUAGCAGAAUUGUGCCAUAUAAAUUUGAACGUGGCAGAACAAAAGUUUUGAGACAACUUAAUGUACAUUUAAUUAUUUACAUUAAAUAUACUUGACAAUCUGUGUAUGAAAGUUGAUUUUUUUUUUUUUUUUUUGAUAAAAAAAUUAAUUAGCUUAUGCAAAGUAAGGUUUAUGAUUGAUUACAUUACAUACAUCUUUUUGAUGCUAAAAAUAGUAUAAUAGUACAAUAUUUGUGCAUUGAUAUGCAAGUGCCUAUUGCUGGUAUGGUUUUAUGUGAUGGCUCUUUAGCUAUAUAAAAAAGAUGUGCUAUAUUAUUUGUAUCAAACUGUGAAUAUUGUUUAUGAUAAUACUGUAAUAUAAAAUCCCACAUUGUGAAUAAUAAAGCUGUCUGCCCAAUCA
Messenger RNA from Patella vulgata (common limpet), 7385 nucleotides. Its product is annotated as TGF-beta-activated kinase 1 and MAP3K7-binding protein 2. The transcript is spliced from 8 exons. The coding region runs from base 215 to 2056 and encodes 613 amino acids. NCBI's taxonomy places the organism in Eukaryota, Metazoa, Mollusca, Gastropoda, Patellidae. The record is from RefSeq and is a predicted model, not a curated record.